AGGAGUUUACUGCAUUACGGGCUCAUGUUGAUGAUCAGCAGAGACAGAUUGCAGAACUUAGAGUGCAUGUCAUGCGGCUGUCCGGUUAGCCCGAUGCGUACUUCUUCCUUUGAUCCUGCGCCUACUACAGAUCGAAAUGUUUCGACAUCUCAGCAGCAGCCACUACCGUCUCCUAAUCCUGAUGUUGCAGACGAUACCUUUGUCACCCCUCCCGGCACUACAGCAUAUCCAGCAGGUUACAGAUCCUCGAAUAACUCGUUCUCCUCUAUCUCUAGAAGCCUAAAAGAUAACUCAAUAAAUGUUUUGAAAUGUUAAGUUCUUACGAUAGUCAAGAAUAAUAAACUUAGAGUUUUUUUUUUA
Molecule: messenger RNA, 360 nt
Organism: Jatropha curcas
Lineage: Eukaryota; Viridiplantae; Streptophyta; Magnoliopsida; Malpighiales; Euphorbiaceae
Source: RefSeq, a predicted model, not a curated record